Myripristis murdjan (pinecone soldierfish) is the source of this 3136-nucleotide messenger RNA. It is a transcript of the gene klhdc7a, whose product is annotated as kelch domain containing 7A. The record is from RefSeq and is a predicted model, not a curated record. Lineage: Eukaryota; Metazoa; Chordata; Actinopteri; Holocentriformes; Holocentridae. Bases 133 to 2436 code for a protein of 767 amino acids. Gene Ontology annotation, molecular function: protein binding. The transcript has a single exon.
UUGUACACUGAACCAGGCACAAUGCUAUUAUCAGCUGAGACGCACCGACAAUAGUGUUCAAUAGCGAAGGUCAGCAAAGCUCAAUCGGCAUCGUUGUCAUCGUCGCCCGUAUCAUCAUCCUCGCCUACAGCUAUGCCCAUAGCAGAGCUGCUGGGCGUUCAGUUCGACAUGCAGCUGCUGUUGAAGCUGAGUCUCUCCGUGGCCGCCGUGCUCCUGGUUUCUUGGGCCUACAGGUUUUACAGUGCCAGGGAUUCAAGGAGAUGUCAGCUCUGUGUCAAAGACAGCCGAGAGAGGCAGACCAGAGAGCCGCAAAAUGCAACCUGCCAGAACUGCAAGAUGACGCUGAAACACAGCUUAUCCAAACGUGGCACGGAUAAUGGGGAUGAGCAGCCUACAUCCUCGCAGAUAAACUCUGGCACUGAUGACCUGACACCUGACAGCACCAAUGAAAGGCCUGCUGAACCAUGCCUGCGCCGGGCUGAAAACACCGAAGAUGUAUCCAGCGCAGACCAAGGCAUCAGCAUGGAAAGGGAGAUAUUCUCUCAUCAAAAGCAGGUAGAGGUUACCACCAGUAAUAUUUCAUUUGGAUGUGCUUUGAACCUUCCUCGUCCUACAGCAAGUGGGAUGGCCAGUACAACGGGGCGUCAUUCCCCUUGCUUUUUGCAGCGGCUGGAGGGUUGUGUGGGUGUGGGCAGGGAGUUAAGGCAGGACCUGGAGCGCCAGGGGGCCUACUCCAGCUUCCUCUCCAAGGCUGAGAUCAAAGUGGAGGAUGCUAACGUGGUGCUGGAAGGAACAGGGGACCAGGUUGUGCGUGGAAAGAUAUAUGAUUACUAUGUGGAGUCAUCCUCUCACUCUAUUACAGACUCAAACACCAUGUUGGGUCAGUAUGAGAGAAAAUCUGACUCACAGGCAGUGGAGUUGGGAAGCCGUGGCAGCAGCCUCACAGAGCCUCCUUCGUCUCUGAGCCCCAUCAUUAUGCGUGAUCUGGUUUUACCACAAAGCGCUGUUGAGCAUCCCUCCUCACUAGUCAGCGCUGAGCCGAGGCACCCCACAAGGCCUGUACUCCUACGCAAGGAGAGCUAUCUGGCUGCAGCAGAGCAUUCGGAGCUCCCCAUCCCUUUUCUGACUUCAAGAAUUUCAGCACCAGCAAAUCAUUCACCGGCCUCAUCCUGUGAGGAGUCCAACUCUGCAAGCCCCACGAUCAGUCCCUCUGCAGACAGCAAAGGCUUUAACGUGGGGGUGGAGCCCAACCUGGAGACUGUAGCAGGGGCUCCAUUUUUACACCUGCCAGCAAAACACCUCGACAGCACAGAUUUGGACAGCCUAAAGGGUAAGCUUGAUUUGGGGAAUUGCAUGGAAGUGCUGGGCCUGGCUAAAAAACACAGCCAGACCUCCCUGCAGCAAGCAGCCCUCACAGUCAUGUCAGACAACUACCUACAGGUGCUCAGGGACCCCAGCCUUUAUGGGAGGCUAAUGGCAGGUGAACGGGAGCGAAUCCAAAAACAAAGAAUGAGAGGAAGGAGAUUUGUAGUGGUGGCUGAUAUGGACCCUCAGGACUGGGCGAGGAACACGGGAGGGCUGACAGCAGAAAUGGAGCAGAGGAAGGCAUCCAGCGCUCUGUACUAUUAUGAUGACUACAAAGACGCCUGGCACCCGCUCUGCCCAAUCCCACAGGAGGUCAUCUCCAAAGCCUGUGCCAUGUGCACAAUGGACAACUACUUAUUUGUCGCUGUGGGCUGCAAGGGCAUAGACAGAGAAAUGACACCCUCAAAGCGGGUGUUCUGCUACAAUCCUGUGACAUCCAUUUGGAAAGAGAUCAGUCCCAUGAAUGAGGCCAGGCCCCACUGCAAACUGGCAGCUCUGGAGGGCUACAUCUACGCCAUCGGAGGAGAGUGUCUGUCCACAGUGGAGCGCUACGACCCAAGAAUGGACAGAUGGACGUUUGUGGCUCCGCUGCCAAACGAUACAUUCGCCGUGGCCCAUCGAGUCACGGUCUGCAACGGGGAGCUGUUUGUUUCCGGGGGAACCCUUCGAUAUACCCUGCUCCGCUACAACCCCAAAACCGACACGUGGAGGCCAAGCGUGAUGGUCGGCGGCAAAGACAGAACCACAGACAUGGUGGCCGUGAGGAGCUUCCUCUAUCGGUUCGAUGUCAACCCGCUGCUGGGUGUCAGCGUUUACCGCUACCACACCGUGGCUCGGCUGUGGUACGAGUGCAGCAGCAGGCGUCUUCUCCACUGCCCCUCCUUCCAGUGUGCCACGCUGGGCGACGCCGUCUUCUGCAUCUGCCGGCAGUUCACCAUGAGGUUCACGGCUGAUGAGAUCUCUCCUGCUUUCAUCGCCGAGGAUUUGAGUGUCCUCUCUGCGGCGAAGGGCAUACUUUUCCCUUUUGUCCUUUCACUCCCUGAUAAGAAGCCUCUCCAGACCAGUGUAUAAUGAGAAAACACUUUUCCAGUGAUCAAAAGAUUAUGCGGUGACAGAGUAUCCCUACAGGAUCACACUUAACAUUAGGUUUCUUGUUGAUUGAGAGGGCUCUCGGUUGCAUGAUUUACAUAAUUUACUCGGUUUUAUGGUUUAUAGUCACUUAAGCUCAAUCCAACAUCAUGUUACUGCGAAACUGUGACCUCUGUGUUGAUAUGUGUUUUCCCCUCCACGUAGCCACCACUCUCUCUCAAACCGGGACAUUUUCUUGGAGAGAGUAUUCCACAAAGAAACAUGUAUUCCUUGUGUCUCAAUCCCUGGCAAUGAAUGUAAAAUAUGAGACUAUUAAUGGUAUUCAGACUACUGUUCGUUUAGAUUUACACUGGGACUGCUGCCAUGGAAAUUGUUUGUUUCUCUGAUUUGCCUCCUCUUCUCUGCCAUUAAGUUAGUUUUAAAUCAUACCAGAUGCUUACUUCUUGAGCGACUAAGAUAAUUCAUUAACACGUCUUAAAGCAAAUGGGUUCAUUCGGCUGCAACACAUUACAGAGAUUGGGCAAUACAGUGAUAAUUUAUCAUUGUGCAUCACGUUGUAGGGCACAGAUAUUACUUACACAGUGGACCGGGUGCAAUGCAAUUAUCUACAUUUGCUCUUUAGAUAUGACAGAAUGUAAAUGCUUAUGUCAUACAAUAUGAAUAUGUGAGCUUCUAUAAACAU